AAGUUUCUCGCCGAGAUUUAUAUAGCCCGGCGGCCGGCAAGGAUCGCCCACCACAACCGGCAACCUCACCCAAGGCAGAGCCCCCCAGCCCCGGCCCCAGUUCAGGUACCUGGUGCCCCCACCCCUCAGUGCCAUGUGGCUGACCAAGCUUCUCCCCGCUCUCUGCCUCCUGGCAGUUGCCACAACCGCCGCUGAGGUCAAGAAGCCUGGGGCGGCGGCGGCGGCGGGCGGGGCGAAGGCGGCGGCGGGGGGUGGGCCGCUGAGCCCCCAGGCGACGGCCCUGGCCGGGCGGAGCUCCGCACUGGCCUUCGACCUGUACCAGGCACUGGCCGGGGACACAGCUGUGGAGAACAUCCUGCUGUCACCCGUGGUCGCGGCCUCGUCACUUGGGCUGGUGUCUCUGGGCGGGCGGGCGGCCACAGCGGCCCAGGCGCGGGCCGUGCUGAGCGCGGGGGCCCUGCGGGAUGAGGAUGACGUGCACGCCGGCCUGUCCGAGCUGCUCCUGACCCUGAGCAACACCACUGCCCGUAACGUGACCUGGAAGCUGGGCAGCCGGCUCUACGGCCCCAGCUCGGUCAGCUUCGCCGACGACUUCGUUCGCCGCAGCCGCCAACACUACGGCCUGGAGCACUCCAAGAUCAGCUUCCGUGACAAACGCAGCGCCCUGCAGUCCAUCAACGAGUGGGCGGCCCAGACCACCGGCGGGAAGCUACCAGAGGUCACCAAGGAUGUGGAGAGGACAGAUGGGGCCCUCAUCGUCAACGCCAUGUUCUUCAAGCCACACUGGGACGAGAAAUUCCACCACAAGAUGGUCGAUAACCGAGGAUUCAUGGUGACCAGAUCUUACACUGUGGGCGUCUCCAUGAUGCACCGGACAGGCCUAUACAACUACUACGAUGACGAGGCAGAGAAGCUGCAGAUCGUGGAGAUGCCGUUGGCCCACAAGCUGUCCAGCCUCAUCAUCAUCAUGCCGCAUCACGUGGAGCCCCUGGCCCGGCUGGAGAAGCUGCUGAGCCGGGACCAGCUGCAGGCCUGGGAGGGCAAGCUGCAGAGGAAAGCCGUGGCUAUCUCCCUGCCCAAGGGUGUGGUGGAGGUGACCCAUGACCUGCAGAAACACUUGGCUGGCCUGGGGCUGAGUGAGGCAGUGGACAAGAACAAGGCUGACCUGUCCAAGAUCUCGGGCAAGAAGGACCUGUACCUGGCCAGCGUCUUCCAUGCCACCGCGUUUGAGUGGGACACGGAGGGCAACCCUUUCGACGCCGACAUCUAUGGGCGUGAGGAGCUGCGCAAUCCCAAGCUGUUCUACGCUGACCAUCCAUUCAUCUUUAUCAUCAAGGACCGCCAGAGCGGCUCCCUCCUCUUCAUCGGCCGCCUCGUCCGCCCGAAGGGAGACAAGAUGCGAGAUGAACUGUAGGGGCCAUCGG
Tachyglossus aculeatus (Australian echidna) is the source of this 1424-nucleotide messenger RNA. RefSeq names its product serpin family H member 1 (gene SERPINH1). Gene Ontology annotation, biological process: collagen fibril organization; negative regulation of endopeptidase activity. The transcript is spliced from 5 exons. The coding region runs from base 134 to 1414 and encodes 426 amino acids. Gene Ontology annotation, cellular component: endoplasmic reticulum. Gene Ontology annotation, molecular function: serine-type endopeptidase inhibitor activity. Lineage: Eukaryota; Metazoa; Chordata; Mammalia; Monotremata; Tachyglossidae. The record is from RefSeq and is a predicted model, not a curated record.